This is a messenger RNA of Heterobilharzia americana, 3129 nucleotides long. The record is from the annotation of a GenBank genome assembly. NCBI's taxonomy places the organism in Eukaryota, Metazoa, Platyhelminthes, Trematoda, Strigeidida, Schistosomatidae.
AUGGUCUUAAACAUAUCCUCGAAAUCUGUUGUUAUAAAGAAGCAUUUGGAGGUGUAUGGUUUACCUCUACCACUAUGCACUUCCGAAACACGUUUACUAAGAGUUCGAAUUAUACGUGCUCUGGAUCUUAUGAAGAAAGAUAUAUUUGGUGCGAGUGAUCCAUACUGCAAGUUAUGUGUUUACAAAACUCACCGCUCAACUCUGCCUGUGUGCACACCAGUGCCAACGAAAACCGUCAAAAGAUCGUUAAAUCCUAUUUGGAAUGAAGAAUUUAUAUUUAGAGUCAACCCUUCCGAGAACCGUCUAGUGUUUGAGAUUUAUGACGAGAACAGGAUUACAAGAGAUGAUUUUCUGGGUGUCGUCACCGUGUUUCUGCCUUAUUUGGAAAUUGGGACGGAAGGUUCUGGUUGCCGAUUAAUGGCUAAAAGUUUUCUUUUGCGUCCUCGCAGUUCUCGUUCUCGCGUUCGAGGUAAUCUUCAUUUAUAUCUGGCUUAUUUGCCAAGCCAUUUGAAUCCACGAAUAUCAAGUCUACGAGAACUUCCUGCUGCUAUUGAAUUGUCAACCGAACAACGGAAUAGUGAUGGCCAGAUCUCUCCUAUUCCAGCACCCUCUCAUCGUACUAGUGUUCCGACACAGUCUCAUAAUCCUGGUAUUUCUGAUGCAACUAGCAUUGCUGAAGAUGGUGCUGAUAAUUGUGUAUCUAUCAGAAACACUUCAAUAGAAAUGGACACUGAGAGUGUUGCAGACAAUGUUAUUGGACCAAUGCUCUCCACAUCACUUGAUGAAAGUUCUUCGAUGGAAAUGGUAUCAGAUCCUCUACCACCAGGUUGGGAUGAACGCGUAGAUCAAAAUGGCCGCACAUAUUUUGUGGAUCACGUUCAUAAACGUACACAAUGGGAUAGACCUUCAUUUCGAUUGCCUCAAGGAUGGGAGCAACGAACUGAUGCAAAUGGUCGUGUGUAUUAUGUAGACCAUAUAAAUCAUAGAACUACUUGGUAUCAUCCUCUGUCUGAGGGAUCUCGAGGACAAACGUCACCUCCCAAUUCAAUUAGUGGUCCAGAUGCCUUCAACGACGGGGAUGAACCACUAGGCGAAGAAGAGGCAGUUAAUGGAGAUGGUGAAGCAGAAAGGAAUUAUCAAGUAGACACUGAACAAUCGAAUAGCCCUACGGAAAAUCAAGAAAAUCAUUCCCCAGAACCAUCUCCAAUGUAUACAAAAGUUACUGAUUCCAGAUCUCAGCUACAUAAUAAUGGAUCCAUACGAAAUAAUCCUCGUCAAACACGACAUAGUCUUACGAUUGCAGAAAGACUACGUGCAAGAAAUGGUAUCAAUGAAGCAGCUCAUACAAUUAAUCGCCAAAAUGUUAUCGAUGAAGUACGUGCUGCACAGACUAUGUAUUUGAGGCGUAGACAAGUUAGUCUCGAAGAUACUGUGUCCCGUGUUCCUAUCCAUUCAGAUACUUCUCCUGCAAACGGCGCAAAUUCUGAACCGCCUCCUCCAACUUCAACAAAUUCUGAUACUGACGAUACACAGGCAACAGAGUCAUCUACUGUUACAGCACAAACGACAACCUCAUCGACAGUAGAAUCUAACCAACAAGAAUCAGAUAAUACAGAUGGAAAUCGAAGAAUUGGUGAAAUAGUCUUAGGAUUAGAUUUGGCUCCAGGUGAAGAACCAUUGCCACAGGGUUGGGAGUUGGCAAGAACAGCAAGUGGUCGUAAAUUCUUUAUCAAUCAUAAUGAACAUACUACUACUUGGGAUGAUCCUAGAACUACUCGAUCGAACAGUCAACUUACUGAUGGCUCCUUGUUGACGCAUGAAGCUCAACGACAUAUUAUGAAAGAUUUGGGACCGUUACCGCCUGGUUGGGAAGAACGUGUACAUAGUAAUGGUCGCAUCUUCUAUAUAAAUCAUAAUGCACGUACUACACAAUGGGAAGAUCCUCGUUUAGAGCGUCUGGGUGGUCCAGCUGUCCCGUACUCAAGAAACUAUAAACAAAAGUAUGACUACUUUAGAUCAAGGCUUAGAGCACCUCGUGAUCCACAGGCGAAAUUUGAAUUACGUGUUACUCGAGCAGGUAUAUUUGAAGAUUCAUUUCGACUUAUUUAUGGGAUUAAAAGACCAGAAGUGCUUAUGCAUCGAUUAUGGAUUGAAUUUAUUGGAGAAAAAGGCUUAGAUUAUGGUGGUGUACAGAGAGAAUGGUUUUUCUUAUUGUCACGUGAAAUGUUCAAUCCUUAUUACGGUUUAUUCGAGUAUUCCGCUGCUGAUAAUUACACUCUACAAAUUAAUCCCUUAUCUGGUAUGGCAAAUGAAGAACAUUUGAAAUACUUUAAAUUUAUUGGUCGUGUUGUUGGUAUGGCUGUUUAUCAUGGUAAACUGGUUGAUGGUUUUUUCAUUCGACCAUUCUAUAAAAUGAUGCUUGGCAAGACAAUAUCAUUGAAAGAUAUGGAAGCUGUUGACUCAGAGUAUUAUCGAAGUUUAAAGUAUAUACUGAAAGAAGAUCCUGCUUCAUUAGACUUAUCAAUGUCUGUUGAAGAAGAACAUUUUGGUGAGACUGUAGAAGUGGAUCUUGUUAAAGAUGGAAGAAAUAUUCGUGUUACUAAUAGUAAUAAAACACAAUAUAUCGAGCGAAUUAUAAAUUGGCGAUUUGUUUCACGUGUUGAAAAACAAAUGUGUGCAUUUCUUGAAGGUUUCAGUGAUUUAAUACCUUUGGAAGCCUUACAAAUAUUUGAUGCAAAUGAACUUGAACUGUUAAUGUGUGGAUUACAGGAUAUUAGUGUUACUGACUGGAAAGCGAACACCUUGUAUAAAGGUGAAUAUCAUGCAAAUCAUCCAGUCAUUGUUAAUUUAUGGAAGGCUGUUUACACAUUUACCAAUGAAUUAAGAAGUCGUCUUCUACAGUUUGUAACUGGAACAUCUCGUGUACCAAUGAAUGGUUUUGCUGAAUUGUGGGGUUCAAGUGGACCACAGAAAUUCACUGUUGAGUGUUGGGGUUCUGUAGAUCAGCUGCCUCGUGCUCAUACUUGUUUUAAUCGUUUAGACUUACCUCCUUAUACAACCUUUGAAGAACUUCGCUGUAAACUAAUUAUUGCUAUAGAGAAUGCAGAAGGAUUUGAAGGUGUCGAUUGA